UUCGAUGUUGUUUGACUAGCUUACUGGUGGCUAUAUGUACAGCUGAUGUUCGCCUAACUUGAGGAUAUGCAGAACAGAUGUAUGGGGAUAUCUGAUGCACGCCUAAUUCGACAUCCACGCAAAACGUUAUAUAAAGAUAUCAUACUCUGAUUGUCAACUCACUUUCGCCAUCUCACCUCUCCGCCGAACCAUCUAUCCGUUGAAACGAAACAUCGAAAAGACAAAACCCAUCAACAUCAACCACCGUCCCUCCAACUUUUCCCUCCCCAGAGAGAAGGAAACCCAAAAAAAAAAUGCACAUCCUCCUCACAGGCGCAACCGGCCACAUCGGCCACGCAAUCCUCCAAACCCUCCUCUCCCACCCUUCAACAACCCACAUAACAACCCUAACCCGCCGGCCCUUCACACCUCCCACCCCAACCCCAAAACACACCAACAUAGUCCUAACGACUUUCUCGACCUGGCCCGAAGAAGUGCUAUCGCAGAUCAAAGACGCAGACGCCAUGAUCUGGGCAAUGGGAGCCUCCAACGCCGACGAAGCCGUAAACUACGAGUACCCCGUGGCGUUCCAGGACUCGUUCCUCGCCGCCCUCAACAACAACAACAAUACUUCUAAGAAAGACAAUAAGAGGUUUAGGUUUCUAUACCUUUCUGGCGCGCUCGCGGAAUCUGCUCAGGAUACUUCGCUGUAUUUUUUGGCGGCGGCGCGGAAGGUAAAAGGGCGGACUGAGACUUUUUCGCUCGAGUUUGCGGAGCGGAAUAGCAGGUUUUGGCGGACGUGGGUGUUGAAGCCCGGGGGUGUGUAUAAAGAGGGCAGCUGGGGGGAGUACGCGAGUUGGGGGCUGCCGAAGAAGUUGGGGAGUGUCGGGUGUGAGGAGUUGGCGGCUUUUGCGGUGGAUGUUGCGGUGAAAGGGGGUGAGGAGGAGGGAAGGGUUUUGAAUGAGAGGAUUGUUGGACGGGGGAGGGAGGUACUUGGACGGUGA
Messenger RNA from Periconia digitata, 983 nucleotides. The record is from the annotation of a GenBank genome assembly. NCBI's taxonomy places the organism in Eukaryota, Fungi, Ascomycota, Dothideomycetes, Pleosporales, Periconiaceae.